Messenger RNA from Branchiostoma floridae (Florida lancelet), 5875 nucleotides. Its product is annotated as AP-3 complex subunit beta-1-like. Gene Ontology annotation, biological process: vesicle-mediated transport; intracellular protein transport. The transcript has 27 exons. Bases 51 to 3272 code for a protein of 1073 amino acids. Gene Ontology annotation, cellular component: membrane coat; AP-3 adaptor complex. The record is from RefSeq and is a predicted model, not a curated record. NCBI's taxonomy places the organism in Eukaryota, Metazoa, Chordata, Leptocardii, Amphioxiformes, Branchiostomatidae.
UUCCCUGCCGUUUUUCUGACCUCCCGCCUCUCGGUUUGGUCGGCCUGAAGAUGUCGAACGGCGGAGGGUCGUACAAUGCCCAGAACGACAGCCGGGCGGGCUCCACUGGUGAGCCGGACAUCGGCACCGAACCCACCGGCGGCUUCUUCUCUGCGGAUUACAAGAAGCAUGAUGACCUAAAGCAAAUGCUGGACAGCAACAAGGAUAACCUGAAGUUGGAAGCGAUGAAAAGAAUCGUUGGGAUGGUGGCAAAAGGCAAGGAUGCAUCAGACCUCUUUGCAGCUGUGGUGAAGAAUGUGGUGUCUAAGAACAUUGAAGUGAAGAAGCUGGUGUAUGUGUACCUGGUGAGGUAUGCUGAGGAGCAGCAGGACCUGGCACUGUUGUCCAUUGCAACCUUCCAGAGAGCACUCAAGGACCCUAACCAGUUGAUCCGAGCGAGCGCCCUGCGUGUGCUGUCCAGUAUACGUGUGCCUGUCAUCGUCCCCAUCAUGAUGCUGGCACUGAAAGACUCAGUGGUGGACAUGUCGCCCUACGUCAGGAAAACUGCUGCUCACGCCAUCCCCAAGCUCUACAGCCUUGACCCUGAGCAGAAGGAUCAGCUAAUCCAGGUCAUUGAGAAGCUCUUAGCAGACAAAACAACACUUGUGGUAGGCAGUGCGGUGAUGGCGUUUGAGGAGUUGUGUCCGGACCGGAUCGAUCUGAUCCACAAGAACUACCGCAAACUGUGCAACCUGCUGGUGGAUGUGGAGGAGUGGGGUCAGGUCGUCAUCAUCAACAUGCUGACCAGAUAUGCUCGCACACAGUUCCUGGAUCCGAACCAACAGGAUGCUGUAGCAGAUGAUGACAAGAACUUCUAUGGUGAUGAGGAUGAGAAGGAUAGUGAAGAGGAGGAGGAUGAUGAUGAGAAGGAGAAGACUCCUCCUAAGAAACCGUACAUGAUGGACCCCGAUCACAGACUCCUUCUGAGGAACACCAAGCCUCUUCUGCAGAGUAGAAAUGCUGCUGUUGUGAUGGCAGUAGCCCAGCUGUACCACCACAUCGCACCUAAGAGUGAGGUGGGGCUGGUGGCCAAGGCUCUGGUCAGGCUGCUCAGGAGUCACAGAGAGAUCCAGCAUGUGGUGCUCAGUAACGUGGCCACCCUGACAACCAUCAGGAAGGUAAGGGGUAUGUUUGAGCCCUACCUGAAGAGCUUCUUUGUGCGACCCAGUGACCCCAUACACGUCAGGACACUGAAGCUUGAAAUUCUCACCAACUUGGCCACAGAAACCAGCAUCUCCACCAUCCUCAGAGAGUUUCAGACAUAUGUGACCAGCUCAGACAAGGACUUUGUGGCGGCGACCAUCCAGGCGAUCGGGCGGUGCGCCAGCUCCAUCUCCGAGGUGACGGAGACGUGUCUGAACGGGCUGGUCGGCCUGCUGUCCAACAGGAAUGAGUACGUAGUGGCUGAGAGCGUGGUGGUCAUUAAGAAGUUGCUCCAGAUGCAGCCAGACUCCCACUCUGAGAUCAUCCAGCACAUGGCAAAACUGGCAGACUCCAUCACUGUGCCAAUGGCCCGUGCCAGUAUCCUGUGGAUGGUUGGGGAGUACUCCGAUCGGGUCCCAAAGAUUGCACCUGACCUGCUCAGGAAGAUGGCCAAGAACUUCAUCAAUGAGGAGGACAUUGUCAAGCUGCAAAUCCUCAACCUGGCAGCCAAACUUUGUAUCACCAACCCCAAACAGACAAAGCUGUUAUGUCAGUACGUGCUUAACCUGGCAAAGUACGACCAGAACUACGACAUCCGGGAUCGGGCGCGGUUUAUACGCCAGCUCGUGUCACCCGCAGGCGAGAAGGGAGCGCUCGGGAAACACGCCAAGAAGAUCUUCCUGGCCUCCAAACCUGCGCCUGUGUUGGAUUCUUCUUUCAAAGAUCGUGACCAAUGGCAGCUGGGCUCCCUGUCCCACAUGAUCAACCAGCGGGCCAGUGGAUACUCUCCUCUCCCAGACUACCCUGAAACAGCGCCGGAUCCGACCGUGCGAAAUGUGGAGGUGAAUCCUUGGGAGCAAGUACCCAUGCCAUGGGCUGAGAAGACCCAUAAGAAGAAAGCAGGCAAGCCAAAGAAGGAGGCCUUCUACUCUGAUGAGGAAGAAGAAUCAGAGUCAGAGUCUGACAGCGAGGAGUCCAGCAGCUCCAGCAGUGAGAGUGGGAGCGAAAGUGAAAGUGACGAUGACAGUAAAAGUGAGAGUGGAAGUGACAAGGAGAAGAAAUCAGAUGAGGAGCCUGAGAGCAGCAGCAGCAGCAGUAGUGAAUCUGAGAGCUCCUCGGAAAGCGAAUCUGAAAGUGAGAGUGAAAGUGAACCUGACACCAAACCUCAGAAAAAGACCCCACCACCUAAAACUAAGUCUUCUGCAAAACCAAAGAAAGAGGCAAAACAGGAAGUGAGCCUGCUGGAUCUGGAUGUCAUUGACAUGUCCAGUACAUCAGCGCCUGUCCCUGCUCCAGCCUCAGCGCUGGACGUCCUGAGUCCUUCCCUGGCCAGCGAUCUCCAGGGACUGUCCAUUAACGACAAGAAGGACACGGCUAUAAGCGUGACCACUCCAAUGUUUGUCUCCACGACGUCCCACGAGUUGUUACACAGAAUGACAGGAGAAGGUUUGGCAGCCAACUACAGAUUUACCCGCGGCACGUGCAUCUACUCCACUUCCAUGGUUCCUGUGGAAGUCACCUUCACCAACCACACCGACUCACCGGUCUGCAACAUCAGAAUAGGGGACAAGAAAUUGCAGGCUGGGAUGACAUUACAGGAGUUCCCGGAGAUCCCGUCCCUUCCUGGUGGGGGGUCCAUGUCUGUGUCUAUAGGGAUCGACUUUAAGGAUACCAUACAGCCUGCAAACUUCCAGAUUUGCACCCAGGACCGCAAGUACAACGUCAGCAUCAAACCACCAGUAGGAGAACUGUUCCAGGCAGUCACCAUGUCUGAGGCGGACUUCACAGCACAGCAAAGUAAGCUAACGGGUAUGAAUGAAAACUCGGGCAAGGUCAGCAUCCCGUCCCAGCACAACAACUCCAAAACCAUCACCGCCCGCAUGUCCGAGCUCGCCAACGUCGCUCCAGUCUCCUCCAGCCAGGACGGGCUCUACAGAUUCGCGGGAAAGACGGUCAGCGGCGGGACGUUGCUGCUGGUCACGGUCAAGGUGGGCGAGGACAACUCCGCUAACAUUACGGUCAACUGUGAACUAAUGGCAAUCUGUUCCAUGUUAGUUAAAGAGGUCAAACAGAAGCUGUCGCAGGCGUGACGAACGGUCGUCCCGUAGAUCGUGACGAAUUUCAGAGUCUUUGCUGCAGAUUAUAUUCUUCUUCCAACUAUAUACAGUCAAAUUGUUUGCAACAAUAUUUUAAUUGUAAAGAUAUUGAGGAAGAUAUGACACUGGUUUAAAUGGGUAGGAGGGGUAGAUAUCAUUGGGUAUUCUACAAUGCAGUCCUUUGCAUAUAUGCUAUGUCUACAUCACGUUGACUUAGAAGUGGCACAUGCUUUUUUCGGUCGUUUACGGAUAGGUGUUUUAAGGCAAAGUUGGUCAAGUACCAGUAUUGUGCAUCAGACAGACAUCUCAAUAUUGAAUAUUCUCCAAAUUUUCCUGUAGAGACAUUACAGUCAGUUCUGGUGAAACUUCUCUAGACCUCUAGACAUUAAAUGGAUGAUUUGUAUUUGCUGAUAUCAAUGCAAUGAUGGUAUACAGUGCUAAUAUAUUUAUGAAUGAUAUGCUACUCAACAUAGCAACAUAUCUAACCAGGACAAACAAUUAUCGCCAUAUCUCUGUCAACUUUACCAGUCAGGCCAGCCGUAAAGUUAAAGAAUUUCUAGUAACACACCAGACUGCUGCAAGACCACUAACAAAAAUAGCUUUUCCUGUGGCAUCUGUAUACUGUGAUGGUAAAAGAUAUAAUGUUAAGUUCAACACUCAUUAACUUCCAGAAUACAUGUAGAAUUUUGUGGGAAUGUGCCAUGAGACAUACUAGAUUCUUUCAUUAGAGAAGUGAGCUUUAAUAAUUUGAAGAUUAGCCUGUAUGUGACUGUAACUGUGGUUGGGUGUAUUCAAAACCUACUCUACGACCAGAAGACAAUCUCUACACGACUUUCUGUCAUGUUCUUCCAUUUUAAAUCAUGAGUAGGUCUGAGCACAAAGUCUUGUCAUUUUCACCACCAAGGGCAUAUCAAAGACAGUAUUUGACUAAUCAAAUCUUUAAAGUUGUGUUAAUUCUCUAUUUUGUCGGAUAUCCUUUGAAUACGUUAUCAGAAUGAAGAGACAUUAAGAGAUGAAAUGUUAUUUAGGUAGCUGUAAUCAUAUUGUGUCAGCUCUGUUAUUGUUGUUGAUAAGAAUAUUAUGUUCAGUUAGAGAGGGAGUGGUAAGACAUGGAGAUGAAUGGGUUUAUGUGUAAUAUAAGGUCAUUUUGUCAUAAUUUUGCUAUCAGUAAGAUAAAGUGUUAUUUCAUUAUGAUAGGUAAAGGUACUUGUGAUUUAGGCACAAAUUACAAAACGUCUUGUUGAUAAUGGAAAUCGUUUGUGUUUUGUUUUGUUGAACAUUACGUCUGUAUAAUUUUUUCCACUUAAAGGUAAGGUAUUGCCAACUUCCUGUUUAAGCCACAAUGUUGCUCUUAACUCAACUGUUUCUUGUAAUGUCCAAACAAUACAUACUUGCUAAGCUUCCAAGGAUCCAAGCCCUGGUUUUGUCUUGCAGAAACUACAAUGUAAGAUGCAUCAGUAUGUAUUUCAAAUAUUAAGUGUCCAAAACAUGCAAUAUGGUAAGAAAAUAUCAAGUACAUUACAUAUUGGUUUAUUCAUUCAAAUUCACACCUCUAGCACCUAUUACAGUGCAGUUAAAACUUAAGUUUUUAAGUAUCUGAUCAAGAAUGCACAUUUAUUGUCUUAAGGAAAUGCUAGUCCAGGAACAAAAAGAAUAAGCAGAAAUUUUCCUUGAGAUUGGACACAUUGGAAUACUAUAGUGGGCAGGUCUAAUGAAGUUGAUUUUUGCUUUUAAACAGAGCAGAGUAAACGUCAAAACAGUAGACAAAAAGCAAAAUGUUCCUUCCUCCCUCCCUACCAACUUCGUCAGUCAGAAGAAACUUCUUAAGUGUCAAACUGAGCUCCAAACUCUUGAAGGCACAGAGCAUCUUAAUGUAGGAGAUGUGCAAUGUCACGUUCUGCAGUGAACUUGGUAAUGAGGAUUCCCAAGGCGGCUCAUCUUCCGUGGGCUUGCAGAAUGUCAGUGUGGAAAAUGUCAGUCCCUCUGGGUGGGAUGGAAGCCUGGAUGGGAGGAGACGUAGUGUUCAAAGGUUGGGCACAAAUUACAGCAGAUCAAAGGUAACCCGGAGAGGGAACAGAGCUAGCGUGGUAAUUUAUGUACUGUGUUAUUUUUGAUCAGGGCCUUUUUUUCUUAUGAGCUAGCAGAGGGAAGGAGUGGUUGGAAAGAUUUUGGGAAGAUGAACACAGAUGUGAUGUUAUAUACUCACCGUAGACAAUUUUUGCAAAGUUUACCCGUGACAGUUGAUUGAAGGUAACUCUAGCAUGGAAAAUUAUAUGUGUAAUUUUGAUCAUGUCCUUUUACAUGUUUGACAAUUAACACUGUGCCACUGGAAGCCUGCAGAAAGGGUGACAGAAGUUCUGUUUGGAAAGACUGUUUGGUAAAACUGUGCCAGGAGUUCUGGAGAGGGAUGUACUGAAACACUUGAGAUGUUUAAAGGCAAGUGUUUCUCUCCUCUGAUAUUAGAGAAAAAGAACUGUACAUUAGACAAAAUGAUGGGAAGUAAUUGAAGCACAUUCCUCCAUGUACAUGUGCAUUAACUGCAGGCUUAGGGUGAUGAUUCUGUGAAGGACCUUCCAAUACACGACCAUUGCUGCCAA